AUGAAUAUCAAUGAUUUGAUUACACAAACAUAUGAAAAUAGUGUCAACAAAGACAGAGUUGAAUCGAUGAACUAUCCCGAAGACGUCUUCAACUUAACUGAAUUUGAUCAACAAGGCAUUCAAGUAUGGAAUAAUCAUGUUUCUAGACGCUUCUCAGCUCUUGCUUAUGACGAUAACUUGUAUAGUAAUGAGGCAUACGACCUGAGAGAGCUUGUGUCAGAGGGAACCACCAACCGCCCAGAAAGUUCAAUGGAUGUAGAUGUUGAAUUUGGCCAAGACGUGCCUACAGACAUCGAGACUCCACUUGAGUCUGAUCGUGGUUACUUUCAUGUUUGUAACACUGUAGAUCAUGUGGAUUUUCCAAGCCAGUAUGAAAGCAGUGAAAGCAAUGAAAGCGAACUGGAUGAGGCUCCUAGAGUUUCUCAUUACGAGCCAAUGAGUGGGACAGCAGCAGCUAGCCUGGAGUUGUUCUCUAUGUUUGUUGAGAACAAUGUAUCUCGUAAUGUUUCUGACAAGUGUGUGAAAAUGAUGAAUAAGUAUAUGACAGAAUGUGGAUUGUCAUGUAAACUUACUACCAUCUUAGCUGCCAUCAAUUCACUAAUGUCUUACUACAAGAUGGACACGCUUCCAAGACAAGAAUAUACUGUCAGUCCUGUCACGCAUGACAUGACCAUAGAAGCUGGACAGCACACAGAUGAGAAUGAGUGGUGCCCUCAUUGUAAUAGCCGACGAUUCCAAUGCGAGAGAGGCACUUUAAUUCCUGUGCAGACCUUCCAGGUUGUGCCUCUCUCUGAGCAAUUAAGAUUCAAGCUUGGUAAUGCCCAGGAAUGCACCAAGAUGGAAUAUAGCAAAAACCGUCUUUCAUAUAAUGUUAGUACCAUGAGAUCCAAUAUCCUUGACCAUAAUGCUGUCCGCUGUUUGGUUCAGAGUAGUAUUGUUAGUCAGAAUGAUAUUUUGGUUACAAUGUUUGUUGACCAAUUUAACCCUUUCAAUGACUCAAAAAUGUCUGCAACUGUUGUCCACCUUAUCAAUCUCAACAUUGAUCCCAAAAAAAGUGUCAAAGUUCAUCUUGUCAUGUCAACUCGCAAUAAUCCAGCCUUGUCAGACUUGAUGAAUCUGGCCCACCAUAAUUCUUUCUUUGGGUGCCAAGCCUGUCUUUCCAAGGAUGUAUCCAAACUUCACACCAUGUGUUUUACUGGCAAUGAGCUGCCUGCCCCGAUGAGAACCAUAGAAAAUCUCUGUCAGUUCGAGGGAAACAUAUAUGAUGUCAACAGUCCCAAUGUUUUCAGAGAUCUCAAUACAUUGGCAAGUCCUGCUUUCUUCGGGCUUGACGAGAUGCAUCUCAUUGGCCAUGGGAUUGGACAUCAGUUGUACAAGGUAUUGGGUGACAAGUUUGCUGUGAGUUCCUGGACUGAAAACAACAAAGCCCAUUUAGUAGCAGUAGUAAUCAAGAACUUUGUCCUUGUCAGCACCAGGAAUGCUGUUCAAGACCUGGUUGAUGCUUGUAUCAUUGCUCAGCAGUGGGAGGUGACAGAGGCAGAAAUCCGCAAUAUGGAAGAAGCUAUUGGGCACUGA
Molecule: messenger RNA, 1575 nt
Organism: Phycomyces blakesleeanus NRRL 1555(-)
Lineage: Eukaryota; Fungi; Mucoromycota; Mucoromycetes; Mucorales; Phycomycetaceae
Exons: 8
Coding region: 1-1575 (524 amino acids)
Source: RefSeq, a predicted model, not a curated record